UGUAGUUCGACAGAAAAAUUGCUUCAUGUUGAUCACAAUAACGUUUGCAAUAAUAUUACUUGGAAUGGGAUUGGCUACUGUAUACAUGCUAGUCAAAACUCAAGAAACGCAACGGUUCGGAAAUAAUGGAGUCGACAACAAAACUCUAGCGAACCUUGUUCAAUAUAUUGACGAGCAGAGAGAAGAAAUCAACCAGUUGGAAUUGAAAUCCGCACAAGAGUAUUUGAUAAAAGAUGCCGUGUUGGGGGCAGCAGAGAAGUAUAUCACCGUCGAUGGCAAGUUAUUGUGGACAGGCUCUGCACCUGGAUUGACUUACGAUGUGGCCUACAAUGUGUGUGCGAAGUACUGGUCAACAAUGGCACAAAUAAAAAACAAACAAGAAUAUGUUGCUGCGAUGUCGAUGUUGCGCCCAAAAAGUGGAUUCAUUGCUGUAUGGAUUGGCUUGGGAAUAAAUCCUUUGACAGGAAAAAUCCGUCCAUAUAACGGAUUCACGAAAUGGUAUGUUGGAGAACCAAGAAUUGACAAAGGAUGCGAAAUUUGUACAAAAGUCUCACUUGUAGUUCGUUCCGAUCCAUUGGAUGACCACCAAGGAAUGGUGAACGCCGAACCUAAUUGGACACGGGACAAAGUAUUAUGUCAACUGUGAGACAAGCAACCCCAGUAUCAUUUUACAUUUAAACAAUUGAUGCACCAACGAUCGCGGGGAUAAUAUUUGAAACUUAUUAGCGAGCAGAAGGCAGGCAGUAAUUUUAUUCGCAUCACUAUUGAGUAUCGGUCAAGAAAAGAGUAAAAAUAUUUUUUUAACAUAACUUUAUUCCACAAAAUGUACGGUAAGCAAACUAGAUGUUGCUUUGUACAAAACACAUUUAUUUAUCUGAUACAGGCUGAAAACUCGAAGUUGCGUUUAGUGUUUUUGAUAUAUGUCAUUGCCGGUAUAUUCUAAAUGCAGAGAUCCUUUCUCAAAUCAAAUGUCUUUCUUGAUACGAGCAAGAAUUGUCCUUCUUUCAAUAAACUUCAAAAAUCAAUGCGUUAUUUUUCAAAUUAAAAUUUAAUUAUAAAACUGUACAACACUAAAUUUUCCAUUUGUGAAUGAUGAUUGUUU
Messenger RNA from Styela clava, 1102 nucleotides. RefSeq lists its product as uncharacterized. The record is from RefSeq and is a predicted model, not a curated record. Lineage: Eukaryota; Metazoa; Chordata; Ascidiacea; Stolidobranchia; Styelidae.